Messenger RNA from Gongylonema pulchrum, 492 nucleotides. The record is from the annotation of a GenBank genome assembly. NCBI's taxonomy places the organism in Eukaryota, Metazoa, Nematoda, Chromadorea, Rhabditida, Gongylonematidae.
AUGGAUGUGGUACCCGAUCUAACUUCGUCAAAAGUGAAACUGAGCGGGCACUGUGCUAACAAUGAAAGCAAGGUACUACUAAGGGCAAGCUGGAAGAACGAAGGUCGGAAGAAGCAACUUAACAUGCGUUUCACAACGGCCUACGUUAGGAAUCUAGUAAGUCAGCUGGAAGAGCUACGAUGGCAGAUGCAAACAGUUUCCUAUACAGAAUCUUAUUCGGGACAGUCAGUGACUUUUUCGUCGAAUAACGCGGUAAUGAGUGCUCCGCUGAAGCAAAAAUUUAUCUGUCGCGACAAGCUGAAUAUAACACUGUCCAGUGAACACUACAAGGACUACGUCCUGGAGCUGCAUCCGGAGAUCACCGCACAGCCGUAUCACAUCGCCAGCAGUCAUCCGAGCUGUAUGCUUUAUCAUCAUGAAUUUGUAUUACGCAUGCACAGCCAGCUUUUAUUCAUUCCGGCUCACAAGUAUAAAUUUCAGAGCACUAAAUAG